AAAUGUAAAAAUAAAUAAAUUAUCAAAUGAAUAUUAAUUAUUUUUACAAUUUUAAUUGAUUAAUUUACCUUUAAUUAUUUUAUUGACGUCUAAACAGAAACUCGUUCUAUUAAGGAAGAAAAACUCCAGAAACACUUGUAUAAUAUUCAACUAUGUCGUAGUAUUGUUACAGCAUAAUUUCUCGUCUUACUAGAUUUUUUAGAACAGGCACCAAUAUUGUAAAAUAGUUCGUUACGCAGUUAACAAAUCUUCUUAUUGUGUGAAAAUGUCAGAUGCUUGUUAUAAGAUUAAAGACAUACGGGCCUUAUUAAUUUGUUUAUAAAAUCUCCACUCGUAAUCUUUCGUUUACGUAUCGUAAAUCUCCAUUUCUAUGAUUCAAUGAUUGUUAAACGAAGUGAUUGGUGACAGUUAUUGUAAAUAUAAAAAGGGAGGUUAUUAUUGCAAAAUAAUACAAAAUUGCACAGCUGCGAUCAUUUUUGCAUACCGCGUUCCGGAAGUCUGACACGAUUGCAGCAAUUUGAUAAUGUGCUUAUAUACCAGUCCCAACAUUCUCCCCACAGAACAAUUAUGCACAUUUGAUUGCAUUUCGUGCUAGCUAUCAAAUAAAUGAUUGAGCUUUUUUUGUUUUCGUAAUGUCAAGGGAAAAAAAUAUAUCUAAAAAACAUCAAACAAUGACCUAUUUUGAAUAUUUGCAUUAAUAUUUUCAAUUUCUAUUCUUUUCUAAUUGUCGUUCGCGUAGUUUAAAUAGAACAGUAAAUAAGUAUGAGAAAGUCGAAAAUCAUUAAAUACGCGUGACAGAAUGAUAUACAACGCCUUGAAUGCGAGUUUCUUUGAAAUACCCAUAGAACCAGGGAAUACUAAAUUAAAUCUUUCUACGAUCUGAUAACUUUUCGUAGUGACAUGGAAUAGAAAAUUAAGCGCGUUCAGCUUGAAGGUCGUACACCCUCGAAGAAAGGGGACAAAGAAAUUGUCUCGAAACGGCGUUAUGUGUUUUCAGGGGCUGGCUAUUUGGUUUCGACUCCAGCGUUUAAUUAAAAUACAAUGACUAUACGAUUCGAUAAUGUUUUUGACGGGGGAAAUUGCUUUCAUCAGUCUACUUGUAUUUUGCGCGGGGUUUAGUCGGAUUGGAAGACUCUGGGUAGUGACUUAAACAAUCAAUCGAAAGCCAUUGUUUGUAACUUUUUACCUUCGAAAAAUUCAAUACGUUUCACCUUUUAACAUUUGUGUGUGUGUGUGUGUUUUCUUCCUUUCGUUUAUUUUUAUUUCUUGUUUCUUUCGUUUUCACUGCGUUGCCAAUGAUUCACAAAACUCGAUAGCAAGCAUAAGAAAACUGGAUGAUUUAAAAGCUAACAAACGUUUAGAAAGUAUUUGCUCAGAAAGAGGAAUUUGGUUUGAUUUUUUUAUCAACGUUGGUUGAAUCAACUUUAUCAUUUCGGGAUUUCACUUCGAUCUUAUGAAGUUUUUGUGACAGACGUUAGUUGGAGUCCCAUUAAUUAUUUAGUGAUAGCAAUAUGGCGACGUUGAUACGACGAAUCUAUCAAGGGUACCGUUACAUUAACGAGGAACUAACAGAUCCUCGAACGCAAGACUAUUUCCUCAUCGGAUCACCAUGGGGAUGCUUUAGUAUAGUAGCGUUUUAUCUAUACUUCGUGCACGUCCUGGGACCCAAUAUUAUGGCAAAGAGAAAACCGUUCAAUCUGAAUAGAAUCCUACAGAUAUAUAACCUAAUACAGAUAGUAUCGUGCGCAUAUAUAUUUUAUAAGGCAUUGGUACUAGCCUGGUUGUUCCAUUAUAACUUCUACUGUGAACCAGUAGAUUAUUCAGAUGAUCCUCGUGCGGUCGAGAUAACUAGGAUCGUUUGGUCGUACUUUCUGAUGAAACUCCUCGACUUACUGGACACGGCCUUCUUUAUUCUUCGAAAAAAGCAACAGCAAGUGUCAUUUCUUCAUGUUUAUCAUCACACGGGCAUGGCUUUUGGUAGCUGGGCAGCCACCAAGUUUUUGCCCGGCGGUCACAUUACCUUUUUAGGUACUUUAAAUUCUUUCGUUCAUAUGGUGAUGUACACUCACUAUCUGGCUACAUCGCUGCGAAUAAGCAAACCCUGGUGGAAGAAAUAUGUGACGCAACUGCAGCUCACUCAAUUCUGUUUAAUAACGAUCCACUUCGUAAUGUUAGCCUGGGUGGAAGAUUGUGGUUUCCCGAAGUGGACGGCGGCGGUGAUGAUUCCUCAGAAUCUCUUCAUGUUGACGAUGUUCGGCGACUUUUACUAUAAGUCAUACAUCAAAAUGCGAAAGAGCCGCGAAAACGGCGUCUCCUCAGACGUCUCGAAUGGAAAGUUGAAGAGUCAAUAGCUACGUCCUGUGCGCCCGGAACGGUUUAACGUUAUUUCGUGUUUUCGACGCGCCAGGCGGCCCAUCAAGUACUCGCGCGAGGAAUAUUUCUUUCUUUAUGAGACAAUAGCAAUUUAGCGCUUCAUACUCUAGACUUUAGACACUUAUUAACACCUAAUAUCUCAUGCGUGUCGACGAAGGCCGAACAACGAAAGGACAGACAUAAAUGACAAUUUAAAAAUUCAAUUUGAAUUGUUCUGCCAAAGAUAAGGUUUACCUUAUUAUAAGAAGAUUUAAUGAAAGUCAUUCGAGUUCUAAAGCAUUUCUUCAUAUACACGCAAACACAGAAUCUUUUCGUUGUAUGGUUCACGGAACGCUUAUUCUCGGUUUCAUCUUUGUAUUUAAGUCACUUAUCAUCUUCGUUACUUACUUCAUUAAUUAUUCGCAAAAAAGAGCAUUUAACUCCAAUGACCUUGACCUUGAGAUCUGUUGUGGAGGAGGCGCUACCUGAGUAACAUACACUUUGUCCGAGGCGUAGAACGAUUAUGGUUCAAGCAAAGUUUGAUUAAGUUAGACUUUUUUUGGGGGGCUUAGACCGCCAGCUACCCAUAAAAUCUAAUCUAACCAUACCUUACUAGGAUUAAUUACUAGAAUACUUUAUUAAGAUAGCAAUCCUAUGCAAAUGAAUGUGAAAUUUAAUUUGUAACUGGUUAUAUUGGAGUACAUAUAAUCUAACAAUUACCAUUUUCUUUUUGUCAUAGUUUUCGACUCACUAUUGUUCUUAAACUCGGACAAAGUGCACGUUACUUACAGUCAUCCACUCUACAACAUAUCCGAAAUUGAAAUUCAAGAAAAACGAAAAAAAGAAAAAUGAAAAAAUGAAAUUCGACAGGAUUGGAGUUGAGGUCCCCUUUUGUGCAUAAUUACCCUUACUUCUACCAAUCCAUGACGAUUGCAGCGCAAGCUUUAGCAAAUAUAUGCGUAAUUCGUAUUACUAUCAUCUUUCCUGUUGGACAGUACGACAGAGAUAAAUUAUCGAUGAUAUGACGUUUGCGCUGGAAGCAAAUUUGUAACACAGAAGCAAUAAAAUAAAAUAAGUCUGUUCCACGACGAUCGCGUAGCGCGCGUGUUAUGAAUAAUCAAUUACUUUACUUUUAUUUUAUUUCGGAUCGAUCAAUAUUGCCUUGUAAAUAAAUAAUCGAAUCCCGUACAAAAGAAAGGAGAAAGAGAAGAUAAUGCAACAUAAAAGUGUUCAGUAGUUUUCGAGGAUGCACAAACACAUUCAAGGACAUUCGAGGUUGCACAAGGUCGCACAAGGUCUCUUGCGCAAUGGUCUAAUUUUGAACAUAAUACGUACAUGUAUACAUAAUAUAAACACAAUAAGUGUUUGAAGUGAAAAUAAUACAUUACGUCAUAAA
This is a messenger RNA of Bombus terrestris (buff-tailed bumblebee), 3748 nucleotides long. Its product is annotated as elongation of very long chain fatty acids protein-like. Gene Ontology annotation, molecular function: fatty acid elongase activity. Bases 1512 to 2351 code for a protein of 279 amino acids. Gene Ontology annotation, biological process: sphingolipid biosynthetic process; fatty acid elongation, polyunsaturated fatty acid; fatty acid elongation, saturated fatty acid. The transcript has 5 exons. Gene Ontology annotation, cellular component: endoplasmic reticulum membrane. NCBI's taxonomy places the organism in Eukaryota, Metazoa, Arthropoda, Insecta, Hymenoptera, Apidae. The record is from RefSeq and is a predicted model, not a curated record.